AUGCUGCGGCACUAUCAUCCGGAGCUACCCAACGACCCGAGGACGCUACUGCAGACGCCUCGAACUUGCGUUAGCAAGUCCCUGAAGAGAGGAAAAUACGUUAACCUGGGUCUCGAACGCGGCCUACUCGACGAAUUGCGCCUUUGCCCACUAACGGGCAUUCCUGAAGUGCACGUUCAACUGCACAUUGACGGAAUGAAAGUCUUUAAAGCGUCUGCUCAGUGCUUGUGGCCGAUCCUAGCUCGUGUUAACCAUCCCGUUGUUGGGCAGCCCUUUGUCGUUGGAGUGUUCUGCGGUUUUGGUAAGCCCGAACCGUUGGAAGACUUUCUGGGCGAUUGUGUUAGUGAACUGAAAGGCCUUCUCAACACGGGCCUGCGCGAUCCACGUACAGAAAGUGUCAUCAAAGUGGAUUUGCUCAAUGUGAUUUACGACACCCCAGCCCGCUGUUAUGUACGACAGGUGAAGGCCCACAAUGGCUACUAUGGAUGCGACAGGUAAGCUAUUUUGUAUUUGCAAUCGUAACUGCUGUAGAUGCUGUCACAAAGGCAAACAUAUUGCGAAUCGCAUGACAUUCCCGCAGUACAGUGGCCGUCUGCGUGAUGACAGGUCGUUUAGGUUGCGAAGUCAGAGACCGCAUCAUAAGGGCAGAUCUCCCUUCGAUGAUUUGCCCAUCGACAUGGUUUCCUGUUUCCCAAUUGACUACAUGCACCAAGUCUGCCUCGGUUUUAUGCGAAAAUUGUUGCAUACGUGGGGACAUGGUUUUGGGUGCCCACUCUGUGUCAUUAAACGCAUCUAUUAAGCUAUGCUGCCACUGUUUACCGACAGUUUUCACGCAAGUGUAGAACUCUUGACUUCCUGGAGUUUUGGAAGGCUGUCGAAUAUCGGCAAUUCUUCUUGUACAUAGGCCCCGUUGAUUUGUCCCCAUAUUUAGACGGACGACGUUAUAAUCAUUUUUUACAGUUUUCCGUGGCAGUGUACAUAUUUUGUCUCCCAAACCUGCAUAUAUCUUGUGGUGAUUAUGGCCGCCAACUUUUGUGUAAUUUUGUCUAUAAUUUUUCCACAUUUUAUAAACCAGCUGAUCUUGUUUACAAUGUCCAUUCUCUACUCCACUUGCACGCUGGCGUCGUUCGGUUUGGGGUGAAGAAUAAUUUUUCAGCAUUUCCAUUUGAGUCUUUUUUACGACACGUUCGUGGUAGCAUAAAAGGGCCCACUAACAUAGCCGCACAAGUGUACAGGCGUUUUUCGAAAAGAGGCUUGUCUGAACAGUCUUCACGCCCCAUGCUGCUGGAUGACGAUGAGGGAGUGCAACGGCCCUUUAAACUGCCCCGUCAAUCAACAGCUAUCCUGCACAAGGGAUAUGUCCUUUCCACUGAGCCACCCGACAAUGUCGUACUCAUCGGACAUAGACCCUGUGCACUGACAUCACUGUCGGGUAAAAGCAUAGUUUACUGCCCUUUCCGCGACUGUCAGGAUCUUUUUGUAACGUCCCUUCAUUCUUCUUCCAUAUGCAUUUUAAAGCCACCGUUUUAUCAGACACUCCGAUAACUGGCUUACUCUCCGACAUUAUUUGCAAGUACGUGUCCUUUAAAAACAACAACCAGUAUUACCUUAUCGCCCUCCUUCACACAACUACAUUCCCGCGAUUUAUAUUCAACUGUCUGCUUUUUUACAGAUGUAUUUCUGCAUUUUACGACUUACGAUGCAACAUUUGCUACAGAUGUAUUCCGUGGUGGAAUUUUUCAACGACAAAUCUGUGGCGGAAGUGGCUAAAGCCUGGUUCUACAACGCGGGCAGCGUACUAUGGCCUAAAAGGCACAGGCAGCGCAGCAUUUUGCUGGAGAACAACCAACGGCCACCGGAUGGUACUAAGGCGUACGCCGUCAAGGUACUAAGAAGUGGCCGAACGCUGCAAAAAGUCUGACAGGCGGCGCGGAGAGCAGAGAAUACUGACAAUCUCUCCAGUUCCGAUCCGCGCCAGUUGGGUAGGGGCAAGAGGAUCAGGUGUGCUACCAUGUUAUGUACCGCUAAUUUUCCUUUGCAGACAUAUUUGCAAACUAACCUCAGACUCCGACGACGAGGACUCGCCAAACCAACCGAAAGAGCCAACUGGUUGGCCAGCUCCAUCGCCAAUACUACAGUAAGUAUGACUAUUGCAGACAUUUCGUAGGCCAAGAACGGAUGAGAAUGUGCCACACUUGUUUUCCACUGCGUCGAUUGGACCCAGUCAGUCAACACCACUGCCCUCACUUGAGUAGACAACGCUUAUCAUUUAUUACUUUAGACACUCCACGACAAUUUCGUCAUAUGUUUCCACGGCCACAAUUUCGACGGAAUUUAGCCAGCAGGUGCAAAAGGACAUGGCUGACAUAAAAGGUCAGAUAGUAAACACAAAUGUCCGGCUAGCGGCACUUGAGUAAGACUGUGGACAAUCUCCCUAACAAACUAGUACGAAAAGGAACGAUUUCCUAGCUGAGCAACUUAUGGCUCUUCAUAGCAGUGCGCAGCAGAUGAAGGGAACACUAUCAGAGGUUGUCAAUGCAUUGCAGAGAGCCUCCAGCGCCGCUCCUGUCACAUCCUCCUCCCUAAAUUUACCGCUGUGUACCGAGGAGGCAUAUGAAAACUUUCUUCGUCAGCUCAGCGUAGACGACGGUUUUGCAAACGAGGCGGUAUGUGCACAUCUACUUCACUGUUUUCAGAUCCGACAACUGGCCAUGGUAGGUGGUCGAAAUGGGGCAGACUUCCUCAGAAACCUACUGACGGCUCUAUUGGGUCCACCCUUAUGCCACAACUUCUGUUGGGCGGGCGGAUCCAAGGAGAAGAAGUCCUUCAUGGCCUGUCCACUUUUUCCUGUCCUUAAAGGUAAGUCCAAUUCUUGUUUAUUUUCACGCGCAGAUGCCAUUGCCCAACAUCCCCGUUUUGGCAACUGCACUAUAGAGAUAUCUCGACAGACAGCAAUCAGGUAGUUUCAUGGAUCACAGGACCGGUACGGAGGAAGAUCGACACGUCGGCGGAACAUUCGUCAGGUACACACUUUCGGGAUUUUCAUCCACCUUUAUUUAGACUACAGAAAUCACCAUACCUGCCGCCACGUGCCCAUAAUUAUCCCCCGCCAAAGAACCGGUAACCAAAUUUAUCUAACUGCCAAUCCUACACAGCAUGCUAUUUACUUCAUGUGAUUUUUACUACUAAAAUCGUACGUAUUGGAUACAGCGUAUCAUUACUUCCGUUGCGCCUGCAUUACGUAUGUCUUACGAAAGUUUUUAUUAUGCAGGAAUUACCAAUGGCCAGUGAAAGUGACUUCUCAUCCUGGAUACGAAGGUCGCUGAAAUCCCCAUAAUCCAACACACUCCACGGCAAUUUCUUCAUCCGUUUAAACGGCCACAAUUUCGACAGCUGAUAGUGUUGCCUGCAUCUGCUGCGCACUGCUAUGAAGAGCCAUAAGUUGCUCAGCUAGGAAAUCGUUCCUUUUCCUACUAGUUUGUUAGGGAGAUUGUUCACAGUCUUACUCAAGUGCCGCUAGCCGGACAUUUGUGCUUACUAACUGACCUGAUAUGUCAGCCAUGUUCUUUUGCACCUGCUGGCUAAAUUCCGUCGAAAUUGUGGCCGUGGGAACAUAUGACGAAAUUGUCGUGGAGUGUCUAAAGUACUAAAUGAUAAGCGUUGUCUACUCAAGUGAGGACAGUGGUGUUGACUGACUGGGUCCAAUCGACGCAGUGGAAAACAAGUGUGGCAAAUUCUCAUCCGUUCUUGGCCUACGAAAUGUCUACAAUAGUCAUACUGUAGUAUUGGCGGUGGAGCUGGCCAACCAGUUGGCUCUUUCGGUUGGCUUGGCGAGUCCUCGUCGUCGGAGUCUGAGGUUAGUUUGCGAAUAUGUCUGCAAAGGAAAAUAAGCGGUACAUAACAUGGUAGCACACCUGAUCCUCUUGCCCCUACCCAACUGACGGGGCUCGGAACUGGAGAGAUUGUCAGUAUUCUCUGCUCUCCGCGCCGCCUGUCAGGCUUUUUGCAGCGUUAGGCCACUGCUUAGUAUCUUGACGGCGUACGCCUUAGUACCAUCCGGUGGCCGCUGGUUGUUCUCCAGCAAAAUGCUGCGCUGCCUGUGCUUUUUAGGCCAUAGUACGCUGCCCGCGUUGUAGAACCAGGCUUCAGCCACUACCGCCACAGAUUUGUCGUUGAAAAAUUCCAUCAUGGAAUACUGCUUCACCAAAGUCUUCGGCACGUUUAUAAGGCCCCAUCUCGAAUAUGCUAUUCAGGCCUGGAGACCGUGCUCGAAGUGCAGAGACGAGCAACAAAAUUACUAAGAGGUCAAAGUGCACUGCCAUAAGAGAUCCGCUUAACUAACCUUAAUCUCUAUCCUCUGAACUAUAGGCAGUUGCGCGGAGACAUGAUACAAACUUUCCGUAUCGUGUGCGGCUUGGAUUGUGCCCUUCGGCGCGAUGACUUUUUCCGACUCGCCACUACAACUCACCUCCGGGAACAUCCCUUCAAGCUACGUGUGCCACAGGAUAGACUGAAUGUGAGAAAAUAUUUCGGCGAAAGCCAAACAGGCAGCCACAAUGAGAAUUCCUCUCUAGGUGGGUCGGGUACAACGGGAUGGCGGUUUUGAGGGGAAGAACGGGCGGGGUAAACGGCAAAGGGCACUGGAUUGGCAGUUGGAUGCCGAAAAAUGUUGGAAAUCGCAGAAAAAUAAUUAUUUGUUUUAAUGAAGUCAAAAAUAGGGGAGGAUGGCGCGCAAAUAGGGAAAACCGUAGACAAUGCUCAAUCGAAGGUGGGCUGGCCGGGGACGUGAUGUGAUUGGCCGCCGGGGCGAGUAAACCUGAACCGCCAAGCGGCUAACCAAUGGGAUCAUUGGCGCCGCACUUGAAAGUGGUGUGCGUUAGAUGGACACGAAGCAUACGAUGCGCAAGGGGGACGCGGGCGGACAGCGGUGUACUGCGGUUGGGAAAGAGUAUUUGAAUAAAGUGCUUAUGACGAUUGCGUCACUUCCCAGCCCCUUACUAACCCCCUCCCUAUUUGGUAUAUCGGUGAUCUCCACCGCAUGCACCGUUUAAUAUGCAUAACGCGAAAGAUGGUUUGGAUACCUGGACGUACUCCAACGCCACCGCACCAGCCUACAAGCUAGCGAACUCCCGAAGGUGGCGGCCGCUGUGUGUAUGCUCGAUGUUUUAUGAGAUUUAUAAGUAUCCAUAGUGGGAGCAGUUUAUAGAACUACGUAACCCUUCUAUGGUUAAAUUUAACCACAGAGCGUACUGCCGGGUAGGUUUAAGUUGUGUGAGAAAAAUGCAGAGACAGUUACGGUAUGUCCGAGUAGUUAGCGCGGACCGCAUGAUGGUCUAAUAUCUGUAAGCAACCCGUAAUUCAACUCAACCUCAUUCUUAGGUGUACUAUGAUAUAUGUAGGCAAACAUAAGGGAAAAAGAGGGGUAGGAGAUAUGUAUAAGUUGACAGCAGCAGUAUCGUAAACUCCUACUGUUUUAUACCUAGGUCGUCACCGAAUGCAGGCGGACGUAGGCGCGGUCCUCAGCUGAUUACACCGACCGCCGAGGAUGAAAUACAAGCUGUCCUUCAGUCAGCAGGUGUCGUUCAGUACCUGCAGCGGUGGAGGUUGCUGGCCACCACCCUAGCCUGCCGAUGUCGGCUCACUGUGCAGAUGCAAGUGUUGCGGCAGCAUACGGACGGUUAUGCAUUCCGUUGUGGACACUGCAGACGGAAGAGGUGCCUGCGGACGGGGUCAAUGUUCGUUGGUAGUAAGCUCAGCCUGCAGACACUGAUGCGUAUAUGCUACAAGUUUGUCGAAGGUGUGCGUGCCAAGCGGUGUGCGGCAAGUGUAGGUGUCAGUAGAAAUACGGCCAUGGAAUGGUACGGCAUUUGCCGGGGGGCCUGCUUACACGCACUUCUAUCCGCCGUAACCCAAAUUGGGGGACCAGGCGUGGAAGUGCAAAUAGACGAGACGCUCAUAAGUCGCCGCAAGUAUAACAGAGGACGGCCGCGGCGGCAGUUGUGGGUCGUAGGUAUGUACGAUACACGCAGGCGGAAAGCCCUGUUUGAGCAGAUUAACAACCGCAGCUGGGAGGCCCUAAGGCCCGUCAUAAGGAAGUGGGUGGCUGCUGGUAGUGUUAUUGUAACCCAUGAGUGGAAGGGUUACACCCGCCUACCGUCGAAAGGUUAUACGCACUACACUGGCAACCACCGUAGGGGCUUCGUGAAUCUCACAACAGGACGGCAUACGAACGCCAUUGAAGCCUACUGGAGCAGGUUAAAGAGGAAGCUGCAGGAGUCUGGACCUGUCUGUGGCAGAGCAGUGUGGGCCCACCUAGAUGAGGUUCAGUACCGCUUAUGGUUCGACCUAAGGACUGACAACAUGGCAGACUCCUGGGAAACUUUCCUACGACAUUGGGCAGCAGCGUAUCCAAUAGAAGAGAGCCAACGAACGGUGACUGGGUAAGCUAACCAACCGAGGCGCAUAGGGAAGACGUGAAGGCAAGUCUCUGUACUUCCUCCAUUUACUCUCCAUGCCUACCUACAAUGAAUGCAGCGGUUACCUACUGACGAUGGGAAAGCUGGCGAUUGAGGAGAGCCUGCAAACGGCGAUUGGGUAAGCUAAUCAACGAAGCCACCGACGGAAGACAUGCAGGUAAGUCGCCGUACUUCCUCCAUUAAGUCACAAUGCUUGCAUACGGUGAAUGUGGCCGUUUAACGGAUGGCGAUGGGAGAGAUGGUGAUGAAGGAGAGCCAACCAACGACGAUUAGAUAAGCUAACCAACGGAGCCGCAGACGGCAGACGUUAAGGUAAGUCUCCGUAACUCCUCCAUUAAGUCUUAAUGCCUGCAUACGGUGAAUAUGGCCGUUUAAUGGAUGGUGGUGGAAGUGCUGACGAUUGAGGAAAGCCAACAAACGGCGAUUAGAUAAGCUGGCCUACGGAAGCACAGACGGAAGACGUGAAGGUUAGUCUAUGGGCUUCGUCCAUUAACUCUCCAUGGCUAACUACAGUGAAUGUGGCCGUUAUCUGCUGGCGAUUAAGGAGAGGCAACCAACGCCAAAUAGAUAAUCUAACCAACGAAGGCGCAGAAGGAAGUCGUGAAGGUAAGUCUCCCUACCUCCUCCAUGUAGUCUCCUUGCUAUCUACAGUCCAUGCGGCCGCAGGUAACGACCGCAUUCAAUUGUAUACGCCUCUGCCCAAUGUCGUAGGAAAGUUUACCAGGAGACUGCCAUAUUGUAGCCGCUUAGGUCGAACUAGAGGCGGUACUGAACCUCAUCUCGGUGAACCCAACACUGUUGUGCCGCAGACAAGGCCAGACUCGUACAGGUUCCUCUUUAAUCUUCUGCAGUAGGCCGCUGUGGCGUUCGUAUACAGACCCAUUGUGGGAUUCUCGACAGUCCUACUGUGGUUGACAGUGUAUUAUGUAUAACCUUCCGACGGUAUGUAGGUGUAACCCUUACGCUCAUCGGGUACGAUAAUACUACCGACAGCCACCCACUUUGUUAUGACGGGUCUUAGGACCUCCCAGCUGAGGUUUUUAAUCGACUCAAAUAGGGCUUUUCGCUGCGUGUAUCGUACAUACCGACGACCCACAACUGGCACCGCGGUCGUUCCCCGUUGUACUUGCGUUGACUGCUGAGCGUCUCGUCUAUCUGCACUUCCACUCCAUGGCAGUAUUUGUACUGACACGUACACUUGCUGCACAGCGCUUGCCGCGCACACUGUCGACGAACUUGUAACAUAUGCGUAGCAGUGGUUGUAGACUGAGCUUGCUGCCAACGAACAAUGACUGCGUCAACAUGCAUCGCCUCCGCCUGCAGUGUCCACAACGGAAUGCAUAACCGUCCGUAUGUGCGGCAACAGUUGCAUCUGCACAGUACGCUGACAUCGGCAUGCUACGGUGGUGACCAGCAACGUCGACCGCUGCAGAUACUGAACGACGCCUGCUGACUGAAGGAGAGCUUGUAUUUCAUCCGCGGCGGCCAGUAUAACCCGCUGAGGACGGCACCUACGUCCACCAGCAGUCGGUGAGGAUCUAGAUGGAGAACUGUGGAAGUUUACAAUACAGCGGGUGUCAACUUCUACAUAUCCCCCACCAUCCGACGAAUUCGCAGAUGGAUAUCGUGAAGGUAAGCAUAUGUACGUACUGCAUUUGCUCUCUAUGCCUAGCGGCAGUCAUUGUGACUAUUACCUGCUGUCGAUGGUUGAGGUGGUGAGCGAGAAGACCCAACCUAACGGCGAUUGGGCAAGAUAACGAACGAAGGCACCGACGGAAGACGUGAAGGUAAGCAUCGUUACUUCCUCCAUUUGCACUCCUAGCCUACCGACAGUGAAUGUUGCUGUUACCGGCCGGUUAAAGAGGGGCAUGGCGAUUGAGGAGGGCCAACCAUCGACGAAUGGAGAUGCUAACCAACGAUGACGCAGACGGAAGACUGGAAGGCAUGACUCUGUACUUCGUCCACUUACUCUCCAUGCAUACCUACAGUGCCUGUAGCCGUUACUGGCCGGUCAUAGAGGGAGUUGUCGAUUGAGGAGAGCCAACCGUCGACGAUUGAAGAAGCUAACCAACGAGGCGCAGACGGAAGACUGGAAGGUAUGACUCUGUACUUCAUCCACUUACUCUCCAUGCCUACCUACAGUGCCUGUUGCCGUUACUGGCCGGUCAAAGAGGGAGAUGUCGAUUAAGGAGAGCCAACCAUCGACGAUUGGAGAAGUCAACCAACGAAGGCGCGGACGGAUCACUGGAAGGUAUGACUGAGUACUUCGUCCACUUACUCUCCAUGCCUACCUACAGUGCCGGUGACCGUUACAGGCCGGUCAAAGAGGGAGCUGUCGAUGGAGGAGAGCCAACCAUGGACGAUUGAUGAAGGCAACCAACGGAGGCCCAGAUGGAAGACGUAAAAGGAAGACUCCAUACCUCGUUUAUUUACUGUCCAUGCCUACCUACAGUAAUGGUGCCAUUGUCUGCUGGCGAUGAGGGAUUCCCUACGGAAGAUGCAUGCUCAGGUUGACAGGGGGUACCGCAUGGUAUUGGAAGCGUGUAAUCGCGUACCCUUUUUAUUGUACACCUGACUGUUGAAUGUUACUGUUGUGGCAAACCGGCUGCCCAAGGCAGUCGGGGACGAUUUCCCCUACCUCGCUGUAUGUCCAGUUUAUUGUUCCUUUUCCUAAUUCGGAGUAAAUAUUGCAUUUGUCUAUGGCGUUGUUCGUGAUUACGGUACUGCUAAGCCUCCGAAAUGAGGGAAGGUGUGAUACGCAGUUGAGUAAAUAUCAUCCACAGGGCUGCGUUAGCUGAUAGGUGCCUAUGGAUCACUAAUGGGGGAAUUGAACGGACGUUGUCUGUGGGAUGGACGGCUAUCUCUAGCAGUGGUAACGUAGCCAUCAUUCCACGGUAUGGAUUGCGACUGAUCGACCAACCUUGGGGGCUUGGUACGUGAACAUAUUUACCUACGUAGAAUAAUGCAAUGACGUCCACUAAGCCUCGUCGAUAAACCCUUGUAGGUCAGGAAGGGAGUGAUUACGGAAGACCUUUAGAGCAGGAACUGGGAGGUACGUAGAGACUGUCUUAGGCCGCUGCCGGCCAUGGUAGACGGUAAGUAGGAAUCGCUGUAGCUGGUAACGGACGACAUGAACCACCAGCGGGGAAGGGCAUAUCAGGUCAACUAACAAAGCCGGUUGGGAGGGACAGUAGACUGUGAAGCAGGCGGAAAUGAAAACAGCCGAUGGAGGAAUUGUCGAUUGCGGGAAGCUUGCGUAAAGGGGAGCGGGACUGCGGGGAUUGAUAUUGGGACGGCGUAGAUUACAGGCCUUUGGAAGGGGGGAGGGGGAAAGGCAUGGGCUAGGCGGUGAGGGAGCAGUAGGGGUGUAUGUAAAUACCGCAGUGGUCUAAGAGCCUGAUGCCUUUGGUAGCAGCUACCCCAAAGUGACAGUCGUAUGUUUAGACGGCGUAGGCUGUAAGCCUUAUGUUUGGGGGGGAUGGGUGUUGCAGAAUAUGCGGAAGGAAGGCCUGUAGGGUCAUGUAUACGCCCGGAAGUGGAUGCCGGGCUGGAAACGUUAGUAAACAGCUGACGUAAGUGGUAGUCUGACUGACGAAAUGGGAAUGCUGGCAACUCAGUUAGGUGGACUCCGGAAUUCGUGGGAGGGGAGGUAAGUGGAUCAUGACCGGAAACCGAGAGAUGAUGACGGGAAACACUACGUAAACCACGAAACCGGCAAACGCGCAGUUAACAGCGCAACUGUUGCGCAUGGGAACUGCGCAGACGUGGUCUAGGAAAGGAGAAGUUUGUGUGCGUAAAGGCAUAAAAGUGGCAUUGUAUAUUGGACAUAAAUGUUAGGCAACAGGGGAUGGGAACUCCACGUAAACCCUACCGAGUCGGGUUGCUAGGUGUGUUUUUGCAGCAACGGCAAAAAAAUACCACAAGCACACCUACUGAACACACAAUAGUACGUAAGGUAGCCUUGAUGCAAGACCUGCGGCCGCUUAUUUGGCACCGGUCAAUAUUUCUUCUCCAACCGUGUCAUGGAACCGUGGAAUAACCUGCCCGAGAUGGUUGUUAUGUCUCAAUCUGUUGAGACAUUUAAAUGUCGCUUUGACAGAUAUAUGCUGCAGCAACAAGCGGACUAUGUGACUUUUUAGCCAUGUGACUAGUGACAUAUGUGAAUCAAUGUAUGCAUUCACUUAAUGCUGUAAUUUCUUCACAUUUUUGCUUGUUUAUCGAUUUUUUUAUGUACAAAUAGGGAGUUCAAAGACGUAAGCCUAUUUCCCUCAAAUGCACUGAUUGACUGACAUCUGUAACAAAUGUUGCAUCGUAAGUCGUACAAUGCAGAAAUACAUCUGUAAAAAAGCCGACAGUGGAAUAUAUAUCGCGGGAAUGUAGUUGUGUGAAGGAGGGGGAUAAGGUAAUACUGGUUGUUGUUUUUAAAGGACACGUACUUGCAAAUAGUGUCGAAGAGUAAGCCAGUAAUCGGAGUGUCUGAUAAAACGGUGGCUUUAAAAUGCAUAUGGGAGAAGAAUGAAGGAACGUUACAAAAAGAUCCUGACAGUCGCGGAAAGGGCAGUAAACUAUGCUGUUAGCCGACAGUGAUGUCAGUGCACAGGUUCUGUGUCCGAUGAGUACGACAUUGUCGGGUGGCUCAGUGGAAAGGACAUAUCCCUUGUGAAAGAUAGCUGUUGAUUGACGGGACAGUUUAAAGGGCCGUUGCACUCCCUCAUCGUCGUCCAGCAGCAUAGGGCGUGUAGACUGUUCAGACAAGCGUCUUUCCGAAAAACGCCUGUACACUUGUGCGGCUAUGUUAGUGGACCCUUUUAUGCUACCACGAACGCGUCGUAAAGACUCAAAUGGACACUUCUCGCAGAAUCUAAGAAACUUCAAGAGGCCGCCGAUGCAGAGCGAGCAAAGUACAUAACACACGUUAAGCAGAGGCGAAUUCCACUUAAAGCAAGUCGGUUGUAGCAUCAACAAUCAGACAGCAAAUUAUGAGGCCCAAAACCCGCUGACUGUGAUGGAACAAUCAGCGGUGGUCUACAGCAUACCAUGCGAAGGUUGUGAUUCAAGGUAUGUUGGUGAUAGGGGCAAACGCUUCGGCACAAGAUCGCACGAGCACCAGCUUGGAAUCAACCGCAAGGAUAAGCUGUCGCUGGUCUAUGGCCACACACUACAGCAGAACCACAGUGUCGCCUUCGAGAAAGCUAGGGUGAUCGGCCGAGCCAACGAUAAAAUCACCAGACUGAUGCUGGAGUUUGUUCUCGACUGGCACGCCCAACCGAGACAUGGAACCACAUCCCGCCUACCAGGCGCUACGCACAAGGCUCGAGUCAGUACAGGCGGCCAACGGGACAGACGAGAAGAGACACACGGGCAGUGUACAUAUUUUGCCACUCAACCUUGCAUAUAUCUUGUGGUGAUUAUGGCCGCCAACUUUUGUGUAAUUUUGGUCUAUAAUUUUUCCAUAUAUUAUAAGCCAUCUAAUCUUGUUUACAAUGUCCAUUCUCUACUCCACUUGCACGCUGGCGUCGUUCGGUUUGGGGUGCUGAAUAAUUUUUCAGCAUUUCCAUUUGAGUCUUUUUUACGACACGUUCGUGGUAGCAUAAAAGGGCCCACUAACAUAGCCGCACAACUGUACAGGCGUUUUUCGGAAAGACGCUUGUCUGAACAGUCUACACGCCCUAUGCUGCUGGACGACGAUGAGGGAGUGCAACGGCCCUUUAAACUGCCCCGUCAAUCAACAGCUAUCUUUCACAAGGGAUAUGUCCUUUCCACUGAGCCACCCGACAAUGUCGUACUCAUCGGACACAGAACCUGUGCACUGACAUCACUGUCGGCUAACAGCAUAGUUUACUGCCCUUUCCGCGACUGUCAGGAUCUUUUUGUAACGUCCCUUCAUUCUUCUUCCAUAUACAUUUUAAAGCCACCGUUUUAUCAGACACUCCGAUAACCAGCUUACUCUCCGACAUUAUUUGCAAGUACGUGUCCUUUAAAAACAACAACCAGUAUUACCUUAUCGCCCUCCUUCACACAACUACAUUCCCGUGAUUUAUAUUCAACUGUCUGCUUUUUUACAGAUGUAUUUCUGCAUUGUACGACUUACGAUGCAACAUUUGCUACAGAUGUAUUCCGUGGUGGAAUUUUUCAACGACAAAUCUGUGGCGGUAGUGGCUGAAGCCUGGUUCUACAACGCGGGCAGCGUACUAUGGCCUAAAAAGCACAGGCAGCGCCGCAUUUUGCUGGAGAACAACCAGCGGCCACCGGAUGGUACUAAGGCGUACGCCGUCAAGGUACUAAAAAGUGGCCUAGCGCUGCAAAAAGCCUGACAGGCGGCGCGGAGCGCACAGAAUACUGACAAUCUUUCCAGUUCCGAGCCGCGUCAGUUGGGUAGGGGCAAGAGGAUCAGGUGUGCUACCAUGUUAUGUACCACUAAUUUUCCUUUGCAGACAUAUUCGCAAACUAACCUCAGACUCCGACGACGAGGACUCGCCAAACCAACCGAAAGAGCCAACUGGUUGGCCAGCUCCAUCGCCAAUACUACAGUAA
Molecule: messenger RNA, 13010 nt
Organism: Spirometra erinaceieuropaei
Lineage: Eukaryota; Metazoa; Platyhelminthes; Cestoda; Diphyllobothriidea; Diphyllobothriidae
Source: the annotation of a GenBank genome assembly